AAGGUGAAUGGCGUUCUGGAGAGUCCCACAGGCACUGGUAAAACCCUGUGCCUACUGUGUGCCACCCUGGCCUGGAGAGAGCACUUCAAGGACACAGUCUCUGCCCGCAAAAUUGCAGAGAGGCUAGGUGGUGAGGUGAUGUUCCCAAACACGCCUCUGUCAUCCUGGGGGACGGCUGCUACAGACGGUGACACACCAACCUACUACACAGAUGUUCCCAAGAUCAUAUAUGCGUCCAGGACACACUCUCAGCUCGCACAAGUUAUCAAUGAGUUAAAGAACACUUCAUACAGGCCAAAGGUUUGUGUGCUGGGAUCAAGAGAGCAGCUGUGUAUCAACCAGGAAGUUAUGCGUCAGGAAAGCAACCACGCCAAGGUCCACAUGUGCAGAGGAAAAGUUUCCACCAGGUCAUGUGUCUACUAUAAUAAUGUUGAAGGUAAUGGUUUAACACAGAACCACAUACAGUACAUAUGA
Messenger RNA from Morone saxatilis (striped sea-bass), 474 nucleotides. Its product is annotated as regulator of telomere elongation helicase 1-like. Gene Ontology annotation, cellular component: nucleus. The annotation marks the transcript as partial. Lineage: Eukaryota; Metazoa; Chordata; Actinopteri; Moronidae. Gene Ontology annotation, molecular function: DNA binding; DNA helicase activity; DNA polymerase binding. Gene Ontology annotation, biological process: regulation of double-strand break repair via homologous recombination; negative regulation of t-circle formation; negative regulation of DNA recombination. The record is from RefSeq and is a predicted model, not a curated record. The transcript has 4 exons.